Molecule: messenger RNA, 861 nt
Organism: Eleginops maclovinus (Patagonian blennie)
Lineage: Eukaryota; Metazoa; Chordata; Actinopteri; Perciformes; Eleginopidae
Gene: mrpl57
Product: mitochondrial ribosomal protein L57
Exons: 3
Coding region: 278-589 (103 amino acids)
Biological process (GO): mitochondrial translation
Cellular component (GO): mitochondrial ribosome
Molecular function (GO): structural constituent of ribosome
Source: RefSeq, a predicted model, not a curated record
ACCCGGAAAUAAUACAAAUGACCCCAACCAACCCAUACCCCAAUCCCAAAUCGUCUUCUGAAAUAGUCCGAUUUUCGUAUUUUUUCCAUCUUGUCGUCGGAAAGUGACCUCUAUUCAUCAUAUACAGAAGGAUAAGCAUUCAUUAUCCUGUGCUUCUCUGCAGAAAACAGAGCCUGCAAGUGUAGACAUCCAGGCUGAUUUGCACCACCUGCAACAUCAGGUGAACACAGUAUACAAACUGAGAGGACAUAAACCCACAGCUAAAUAAUUUGCCACCAUGUUCCUCACCCUCACCCUGCUGCGGAAAGGCAUCCCUGGGAAGCAGUGGAUUGGAAAGUAUCGUCGUCCACGGGCGAUAACAUGGCAGAUGACGCGCAACACGGUGAAGCAUCUGGAGCGAGAGAGGGAGAACGAGUACUGGAUCAGCCGGCCGUACAUGACUCCAGAGCAGGAGUACUGCCACGCCACGGAGCGCAGAGCCCAGAACUGGCUCAAGAUCAAAGAGGCCAAAUUCUGCAAUUUUCCAAAACACAAGCACAUCACAGAUCACCUGAGUCACCUCAAUAUCACCAAGAAUUGGUCAAGUUAAUGCGAGCGGAGAUGGGGCUGUCUUUGCAAUUGGACAUGUCGCAUGUUUGUGCAAGAAAGCUUGGUUUCAUGGAAUCAAGACUAUGCAUGUCAGCUGAAAAGACACCAAGACAAACCAGAAACCAGGACUGUUUAAACUCCAACCGCCUCCUUGAAACAAAUGUGUAAUCUUUUGUGUUUUUAGUUUUUGUACAGUCUGAAUUUACCCUGCAACAGGACUGUAAUGGCUCCAGAUUCAGUGAUGCUCAUUGGAUAAAAAUUGCUUAAUAUUAA